AUGCACGACAACAACGGUUUCAAAGUCUCAACGCCCAGUCAGGACGAGCCGGAUAGGUUCAUGGAAGGACCCUUCCGCCCUGACCCUGACCGUUCGACGUCGUCGGGGUCGGCUGGUGAAGAGACGCCUGCUGCGUACGGCACCACAAGCGGCAACUCGCGCGAACCCUCUGCACUUCUUGUCACGCUAGACCCCGAAGACGGGUCCUAGCCUCUUGUUCCCAAACAAAUUAUGAACACCGGCUCGGGAUUUCUGCAAACAUGUGUGCAUAUCACGCAUGGGUGAGGGUGAUUUCGCGUGGGAUUCAUGGUGCCAAAAGCGAACUGCAGUAAGGGGCUCCAUGUGCCAACACUGGAUCCAGAAGAUGCAUGUGCACUAUGUGGUAUGCUACAGUGGUACAAUAUGCGUGUGUUUUCGAUUUGGUCCCAUUUAUUCUGGGUUUCAGUUUUGCUUGUGGUUAUGUUUGACUGCGGGUGCCGAGCGGGAAUUGUUGGCUCCGUGUGUGAAUCGAUCCCUCUUCGCUUUUGACGUUGUUUUCGCUGCAUGUCACCCACGGCGGUGAGGUCUGACUGAAAACGGUUUGGGAUUUUUCCUGUUCGUGAUUUGCUGAAGAGUUUUCAUUUUGGUUUGCAUGAGUUUGUGUUUUCUGAGGGUCAACAAGUCGUUGUAGCGCCCUUCACUCACAAGAUUGGCAGUUGAGAAAUAAUAUGCGUGGAAGAACUCAAAUUCUGAGCACUUGGGCACUGAUUGUGAGCAAAGAGCCCCUAUAAUUUACUAUCCAUUUGUAAGCCCGGUUGAGAACCCUACAUUAAAACCUAUAUUGCGGCCAUUUGUAGCCCACAAGAGGAACUGGUGUACUGUACUCUGCAUAAUAACCCCAGGCUCGACCAACAGUAGAGAUUCUCAAUUUGAGUCCGGGCACUAGCUGUAUCUGAUGGGACGAAAACAUGAUGUCUCUUGUUUAUUCCUACUAAAUUAUGGUACCAUUCGGGGGUAGUAGCCUGUGACCAUGGAAGGAAUCAAGGAGUAUGGAUGUUUAAGGCAGGAGCAGAGACCAGAACGUUUUAUUCUGUGUAGGUGACACCAGCACACCAGCCGGGGUCACACAGGGGAAAGAUAGGCA
This is a messenger RNA of Ectocarpus sp. CCAP 1310/34, 1123 nucleotides long. The record is from the annotation of a GenBank genome assembly. NCBI's taxonomy places the organism in Eukaryota, Phaeophyceae, Ectocarpales, Ectocarpaceae.